Messenger RNA from Perognathus longimembris pacificus (Pacific pocket mouse), 3529 nucleotides. RefSeq names its product phosphatidylinositol-5-phosphate 4-kinase type 2 alpha (gene Pip4k2a). The record is from RefSeq and is a predicted model, not a curated record. Gene Ontology annotation, molecular function: phosphatidylinositol kinase activity. Bases 138 to 1355 code for a protein of 405 amino acids. The transcript has 11 exons. Lineage: Eukaryota; Metazoa; Chordata; Mammalia; Rodentia; Heteromyidae. Gene Ontology annotation, biological process: phosphatidylinositol metabolic process.
GGGCGGAGCGGGGCAGGGCACCGUGCGCCCGGGCUGCCGCCGGGGAGGGGAUGCGGCUGCUUCCCCCGGCCGGUGUGUAGGGAGGGCGGGUCCCGGGCCUCGGGAGCGCGGCGGUGGAGGGCACGGAGGCGGCGGCCAUGGCGACCCCCGGGAGCCUGGGGUCUGUCCUAGCGAGCAAGACCAAGACCAAGAAGAAACACUUCGUAGCGCAGAAAGUGAAGCUGUUUCGGGCCAGCGACCCGCUGCUCAGCGUCCUGAUGUGGGGGGUCAACCACUCGAUCAACGAACUGAGCCAUGUUCAAAUCCCUGUCAUGUUGAUGCCAGAUGACUUCAAAGCUUAUUCAAAGAUAAAGGUGGACAAUCACCUUUUUAACAAAGAAAACAUGCCGAGCCACUUCAAGUUUAAGGAAUAUUGCCCGAUGGUUUUCCGGAAUCUUCGGGAGAGAUUUGGAAUUGAUGAUCAAGAUUUCCAGAAUUCCUUGACCAGAAGUGCACCCCUUCCCAACGACUCCCAGGCCCGCAGUGGUGCUCGGUUUCACACGUCCUACGACAAAAGAUACAUCAUCAAGACCAUUACCAGUGAGGAUGUGGCCGAAAUGCACAACAUCCUAAAGAAAUAUCACCAGUAUAUCGUGGAAUGUCACGGAGUCACCCUUCUUCCCCAGUUCUUGGGAAUGUACCGGCUUAAUGUCGAUGGAGUUGAAAUUUAUGUGAUUGUUACAAGAAAUGUGUUCAGCCACCGCUUAUCUGUAUAUAGGAAAUACGACUUAAAGGGCUCUACAGUGGCUAGAGAAGCUAGUGACAAAGAAAAGGCCAAAGAACUGCCAACUUUAAAGGAUAAUGAUUUCAUUAAUGAAGGCCAAAAGAUUUACAUUGAUGACAGCAACAAAAAGGUGUUUCUGGAAAAACUGAAAAAGGAUGUUGAGUUUCUUGCCCAGUUAAAGCUCAUGGAUUACAGUCUUCUGGUGGGGAUUCAUGAUGUGGAGAGAGCGGAACAAGAAGAGGUGGAGUGUGAGGAGAAUGAAGGCGAGGAGGAGGGAGAGAGUGACGGCACACACCCCAUCGGGACCCCGCCAGACAGUCCUGGAAAUACGCUCAACAGCUCACCACCCUUGGCUCCCGGCGAGUUCGAUCCAAGCAUUGAUGUCUACGGAAUUAAAUGUCAUGAGAACUCCCCCAGGAAAGAGGUGUACUUCAUGGCCAUUAUCGAUAUUCUUACUCAUUAUGAUGCAAAAAAGAAAGCUGCCCAUGCUGCAAAAACUGUUAAACAUGGCGCUGGUGCAGAGAUCUCAACCGUGAACCCAGAACAGUAUUCAAAGCGCUUUUUGGACUUUAUUGGCCACAUCUUGACGUAACCUCCUUGGACGGACAUGAGCACGGGAAGGACCGAGGUGGCUUUGGUGUAGGACGAGAGAAAACCAAACUCAAUGAAGCACUCAUCUUGCAGGAAGCAGACCUCCUUUGUUUACAUCUGCAGGCUAAGAUGACUGAUUUGUGGGGGCUAUUCGCUUUAACAGCUACCUGAUAUUUUCCCCAGCCUCAUUCUAGCUACUUCAACUUGGUGAGGGUGUGCACGCGUGCGUCCACACACACACACUCUUGUGCACAUUUUUUAAAUAAUCAGAACCAAUCGGCUUGAAUCAGAAUGUUACAAGAAAAACCCUCUGAUUCCAGCUGUGGGUGGAUGGAUGGAUGGAUUGAUGGACGGGCAUACUGGGGGGAGGGGAAAGGAAAUGUACGAACAACUGUUGGCCUCAUGCACUAAACUGUGGAUCAGUUUAUCUUUGAGUUGAUAAUGGGAGACAAUAUUCAUAAUAAUAAUGAUGAGGAUAAUAAUGAUGUGGAUUAAAAAGCAAACAAAAGGAAACCCUUUACUGCAAAUGUUGUACUUCUACACAACACACACACACAGAGACACUCCUUAAUAAUUUUUUCAGAGGGGCCCUCACCCCUGGGUGCAAGAAUGCUGCCAUCUUCAUGGCAUGUGAGUGUUGGGACCCCAGUACCCCAGGAUAACCAAGCUCCUCUCCGCCACAGGACUCUGUCCACAUUUCCACCUCUAUAAAGAUGUCUAGGAAAACUGCUUGCUUUUCUUUCUUGCCUGGAGACUCUUCAUUGUUGCACCGGUAUGUUGUAGGAAUUCAUGCUACAAAAUAAAAGCAAAGCUUGCCUGAAAGGUGCAUAGUUUGGGGCAAUAGUAGCUACAUCUCCCUGUAGGAAGGUGAGCAGAAUUAACACUCAACUUCCCCUGUCACGGAAUGCAAAUCUGAGUUGCAAAAGGUUUCUGUUUGCAUUGUUUAAAGGAUGGUAUUUUGUUACCAAUUACGAUCCCUUUAACUGAAACCCUCAGUUUAACUGUUUACAUUAUUAGGAAAACAGGGAUAUUUUUGAAUCUAAAAAUUUAAUACACAGCAUGUGAUUUUUGAAGUUUACAUGUAAAGUCAUUUUACAGUGUUGGUGAAAAUGAUUGUCACAUUUAUAGAUGUGUCCUGCAGUCAUGUUUCAUGAGUGAAUGUUUUGUUCAAAGUACAUGAUAGAUGGUCUUAUACAGUAAAAAAAAGAAAAAGAUAAAUAAAAGGAGAGAGAGAGAGAAGAAGAAGAAGAAGGAAAUGAAUGGAAAGGAUUCUUCCAUUCUUCCAAGUGAACAUUUAUCAACCUCAUUUUUUUAAGAGACUUAACCCAGCUCUGGUUAUAUAAGUUCAUUGCCCUAAACUGUGCUGAUUGUGUUUAAUCAAGUUAAACAUGGCCCACAUUGAUCAUGUAUCUACCAACUUACCUGCAUUUUUCUAAAAGGCAUCAAGUUAUAAAGUUAUUAGACUUGCCUAGAGUAGGUACUCAACUUAGACGCUGUGUUAAAGCUGUGCCUUUAAAACUCCUUGUUUAAAAUGUAAGAAGGUUUUUGUAGGCAAUUUCAGAACGGGGACGGGGGAGAAUUCACCCUUUCAUAAUGACUUACAACUCAACAAGUCUUCCUGUAAGGCUGCCUUUUCCGUCACCUUUGCGUCUGGGUUCUGCAGAUCACAACUGUGUCCAGCGUCUGCAGGCACCUUUGAAGCCAGGAGCUUUGCAAGCUCACCACUCCCUACCGACUGGAAGUUCAUUCUCCCAGGAAGAUAACUCUCCUGUAACAUACUCAUGCAACUCUGUAUUUUAUACAUUUUAAGUUCAUCCGUGCUACGAUUUGAUUCUCUAUCACCACCAAUAAUAAUUCUGGCCUCCAUCUGUUUUGUUGUUUUUGAAGUUCUGCUGUGGUUCUUUUGAUCCAAGACAUACAAAUGGGAAACCCUGAAUUAAAGAUAAGGUACACAUCAGAAUUGGAGUAAUAACUUGUUCGCUUCGUGGCCAGUCUGUGUUUGCUUUUAGAACUUGACAAAGUGCAUUAUUUUUGUCUGUAACCAUCUCUGUUUUCAUUUCGGGUGGGAAGCUGUUUGGACAGGAUAAGGAAGUUUGCCUUGUAUCUCCUAGUGCUAACAAUACACUCCAGCCAAGAGCCAGGCUUUACAAAAUAAAGCACUUUGAGGACUUCUCA